Messenger RNA from Ipomoea nil (Japanese morning glory), 590 nucleotides. RefSeq lists its product as uncharacterized. Gene Ontology annotation, cellular component: endoplasmic reticulum membrane; endoplasmic reticulum. NCBI's taxonomy places the organism in Eukaryota, Viridiplantae, Streptophyta, Magnoliopsida, Solanales, Convolvulaceae. The transcript is spliced from 2 exons. The coding region runs from base 50 to 448 and encodes 132 amino acids. Gene Ontology annotation, biological process: endoplasmic reticulum to Golgi vesicle-mediated transport; intracellular protein transport. The record is from RefSeq and is a predicted model, not a curated record.
AUAUAACCAAAAUUCUAAAAUAAAAAUAAAUCAAACAGUGCAUAUAUAUAUGGCGUUAGAGUGGGUGGUUGUCGGCGCGGCGGCCGGCGCAGAGGCGGUGAUGGUCAUUCUACUCACCCUUCCGGUAGGGAAUCCUCUGCGGAAGGGUCUAAUCUCCGGCACCCGCAGCCUCCUCAAACCCUUCCUCUCCGUCGUCCCCUUCUGCCUCUUCUUGAUCCUCGACAUCUACUGGAAACACGAUGCUCGCCCGAGGUGCAAGUUGACGGGGGAGGUGUGCACGGCGGCGGAGCAGCUGCGGUACCAGAAGUCGGUGGUGAAGAGCCAGCGGAAUGCGCUGCUGGUGGGCGCCGCCUUGGUGUUCUACUGGCUGCUCUACUCCGUCACCAAUAUGGUGGCGCGGAUGGAGAAGCUGAGCGAGCGAGUUGAGAAGCUCGAAAACCAGGAAUGAGUUGACCCGGUCGAGUCGAGAAUUCAAUUCUAUUAAUGUUAUGUAUCACCAAACGCUGCGUUGUUGACUCAGCUUGAGAAUUCAAUGCAAUUAAAAUCACCAAACAUUACGUCGUUGACUUUGAUGAAAUCGUGUAGAUUAA